Messenger RNA from Myxocyprinus asiaticus (Chinese sucker), 6062 nucleotides. RefSeq names its product semaphorin-6A-like. Gene Ontology annotation, biological process: semaphorin-plexin signaling pathway; axon guidance; neural crest cell migration. Gene Ontology annotation, molecular function: chemorepellent activity; semaphorin receptor binding. The transcript has 20 exons. Lineage: Eukaryota; Metazoa; Chordata; Actinopteri; Cypriniformes; Catostomidae. The record is from RefSeq and is a predicted model, not a curated record. Bases 212 to 3223 code for a protein of 1003 amino acids.
UGCGCGCACUGAGCUCACUAAAGCUCCAGCUCUAAUAGGAUGAACAGCCGCUCGUGUGUGAAUGCUCCUUCAUUGUUCGUUUUCUUCUUUCUUUCAUAUUCUCGCGGACUGAUCGAUCAGUGAUCGGAUGUGAUCGGGCUUUCUGAUGGAUUUAUCGGUGUGAAGACGCUGUCAAACACGCUGAGCUUGAGAAGAGAUCGAGCGGUGCAUCAUGCGGUCGGAGGUGCUGUUACUGUAUUUCACGCUGCUGCAGACGGCAGGAGCCGCUUUCCCAGAAGACACGGAGCCCAUCAGUAUUUCACAUGGCAACUAUACUAAACAAUAUCCAGUGUUUGUUGGACAUAAACCUGGGAGAAACAACACGCAACGACAUAAACUGGAUAUUCAGCUGAUCGUCAUCAUGAACCGGACUCUGUAUAUCGCUGCGAGGGAUCAUAUAUACACAGUUGAAAUCGAGACGGCGAACACAGACGAGAUCUUCUUCAGUAAGAAACUGACCUGGAAGUCCAGACAGGCCGAUGUGGACACGUGUAGAAUGAAGGGCAAACACAAGGAUGAAUGCCACAAUUUCAUCAAAGUUCUUCUUCAACAGAACGACGACUCGCUGUUUGUGUGCGGAACAAACGCUUUCAAUCCGUCCUGCAGGACGUACAAGAUGGACACGCUGGACGCUCACGGUGAUGAAAUCAGUGGUAUGGCCCGCUGCCCGUAUGAUGCCAAACAUGCCAAUGUUGCCCUGUUUGCUGAUGGGAAAUUAUAUUCAGCUACAGUCACAGAUUUUCUGGCUAUCGAUGCGGUGAUCUAUCGCAGUCUGGGAGACAGUCCGACUCUGAGAACUGUCAAACACGACUCCAAAUGGCUGAAAGAGCCGUACUUUGUGCAAGCAGUCGAUUACGGCGACUUCAUCUAUUUCUUCUUUCGGGAAAUCGCUAUGGAGUACAACAGCAUGGGAAAGGUCAUGUUUCCGCGUGUGGCACGUGUGUGUAAAAACGAUCGCGGCGGCUCUCAGCGCGUUUUGGAGAAGCAGUGGACGUCUUUCUUGAAGACGAGACUCAACUGCUCGAUUCCCGGCGACUCGCAUUUCUACUUCAACAUCCUGCAGGCGGUCACAGAUGUCAUCCACAUCAACGGACAUGAUGUCGUCAUGGCAACCUUCUCUACGCCAUAUAACAGUAUUCCCGGCUCGGCGGUCUGUGUGUAUGAUAUGACGGAUAUCGCAACAGCCUUCACCGGACGCUUUAAAGAGCAGAAGUCAGCUGACUCCACCUGGACGCCCGUCUCAGAGGAAAAGGUGCCCAGACCGAGGCCUGGCGUCUGUGCAGGAACUUCCUCUGUAGAGAAAUUCAAAGUGUCCAACGAGUUUCCCGAUGAAACGCUGAAUUUCAUCAAGAUUCACCCGCUGAUGGACGAGGCCGUUCCCUCCAUCGCAAACCGCCCGUGGUUCCUCAAAACGAUGGUUCGAUACCGUCUGACUCGGAUCGCAGUGGAUAAUGCCGCCGGUCCCCAUCGUAACCAAACGGUUGUUUUUCUGGGUUCGGAGCGAGGAAUCGUCCUGAAGUUUCUGGCCAAGAUGCGGAGCGGUUUACUGAACGACAGUCUGUUUCUGGAGGAGCUGAAUGUGUACAACCCAGAGAAGUGCAGUAUUGACGGCGUGGAGGACAAACGUAUCAUCAGCAUGCAGAUCGACAGUCGGAGUCACUCGCUGUUUGUGGCGUUCACGUCAUGCGUCGUCAAAGUUCCUUUAUCACGCUGUGAACGGCACACAAAGUGUAAAAAGUCCUGUAUCGCCUCCAGAGAUCCAUACUGCGGAUGGGUGUCAGAAGGAAGCUGUAAAGAGAUCUCGGCCGACUCAAAACGGUCUUUCGAGCAGGACGUGGAAAGGGGCAACACAGAUGGACUGGGCGACUGCCAAAAUUCCUUUGUGGCGCUCAACGACCAUCAGUCCAGUCAUCAGGCCGAUAUUACCCACAAUUCUCCACAUGCAGGACGUGGUUCCUCCUCUCGUCUCACUACAGUCCCACCCACCGCGGGGGGUCCACUGGGUCGCGGUCGUAUGGUGAAGUCAAAGGAUCCUCCGCUGCCCACUGACAAGAGGGACCCGUAUAUUGCAGUGCCGUCUUUAACAGAGCAGGAGAACGCUGGUGUGAUCCGCGAGACGUUCCAUCGAGACCGCGAUCAGAUGGUUCCCGUCACCCUACUGGCCAUCGCCGUCAUCCUCGCCUUCGCCAUGGGCGCCAUCUUCUCAGGCAUCAUCGUCUACUGCGUGUGUAAUCACCGCCGGCGAGACUUUGAGAUGCCUGGCCGCAAAGACAAAGACUCGGUUCAGUCCAGACGAGGCUCCAUGAACAGCGUCACCAAACUGACGGGACUCUUCGAGAUGCAGGUGAAAGAUGGCCAUCCUGAGGCCAUUCUCACCCCGCUCAUGCACAACGGUCGCCUGGCCAAUGGCAAGAUACUCAAAGCGGAUCAGCACCUGGAUCUGACCUCACUGCCUACGCCGGAGUCCACGCCCAUGCAGCCACGCCGCAAGCACAGCCGAGGGAGCCGCGAGUGGGAGCGGAACCAGAACCUGAUCAACGCCUGCACCAAAGACCUGUCAUCCAUAGGCUCUCCGGUCAUCUCUGACCUGCCGCUACGGGCGUCUCCGGGUCACAUUCCCAGCGUGGUGGUGCUGCCAUUACCUCAACACCAGCAGGCGUACCAGCACGAGUAUGUGGAGCAUCCUCAUCGCGGAGAUCUCGCGGAUGACCAGACUGCCAUGCUGGAGUACAAAGCCCUCAAGAGCCCGUGUCACAGCCUCAGCACGCCAGACAGUGAUGGCAUGCCGCCGCGAGUACCGCAGCGUGAGGCGUCUCUGACUGGUGUCAUUCCUCCGGCCGUCCCGCAGAUGGGCAAGAGACUGGACGUUUAUGGCCGCGGAUAUCCCAUGAGCUCAGCCAAGAGUUCAGGCCUCAAGAAACACAACACAAACUCGUCCAACUCGUCGCACAUGUCCAGAAACCACAGCUUUCGUGUAGAGACACCUCCGCCAGCGCCACAAAGAGUUGACUCGAUGCACGUCACGUCUCCUCCGCCCGUGCUCAGCAUCUCACGUCAUCCCAGUCUGAGCUUGUACGGCUCACUGCCCCGCUGUGGAUCCCGGCAGCUCAAACCGGACGUCCCGCCCAAACCGUUGCUCGUGUCUCUUUCCACGAAAGUUAAGUCCAGCGACUCAUGCACAUAAUCCCAGCAGAUAAAGACGUGAAUGCGACACUAAAGUGCAUCUGCUUUGUACAGUUGUGUACAGGAAAUGCAACUCAUUUUUUCCUUUAUGCAUUUUUUAAUACAUUUUUGUGGAGCUCAAGCUGGAUGACAAACAUCUGCUACUGACAGAAGAACUCUUAAAGAUCAGCGAGCAGCUCAUGAGAUGAGAAUGUAGCCGCAUUGCUGCUGAUGUUUCACUUUCUGCCAAAAGCACAUCAGACGGGCGAAUUCAGUCAUGAAGCUGCGAAACGCCCCAGUUAUCAAGCACUUGGACAUGUUCAGCAUGUUCAGACUGAAACCACCGCUGGAGUUUACAAUGAAAACUGUGAAAAACUAAAAUAGCCUGUCUCAGUGUUACCGCUACUGGACGAAGCAGUCGAGUUCUGCCUUUGUGCAAGAGUUAAAACACGUCUACUGUAACUGUUGACUGAACAACAUGUGACUGUUAAUACUAAUAGCUGGUUGUAUUUAUUUUUUAAUAAAGUGCUUUUGGAGAAAGAGAGACUCUUUUUAGGCUCAAAAUGAGGCAAGAAAGAUCUUUUUAAUUUGAAUUAAUCAAGUGUGAAAUUAUUUAAAGUCAUUAAACUGGAGCCAGUAACUUUUGUCCAUUAACUUUUUGGACGUUGCUAAGUGAACUCUACGAGAACUGAUGGAAGAUUUACAGGAACAACAGUCCUGACUGGAACUCCUGAAUCUCACCUUUACUAACAUCCUCAUUCAUCACCUGAUAGUCAACGAUCGCAGAGUGCCAUUCUUACGUCUGCGUGACAAAAGCGCACAGACAAAACAAUUGAUCGAAAGUGAAGGAUGAGUCGCACUUAAAAAAACAAGCCGGAGACUAAUAUGUGGAUGUUGGCGCUGUGCCAGCGAGUGAAGAUAUAAUUUUCUUGUCUCGUCCACACACGGACCCUUUUGUUGAAUCUUUUCUGUUCAAAAGCCUGUUUUCAUUUCUUCCACCUGUAAAUGUGUGCCUUACACCUGAGUAGUGACGAGUUUGUUAGGUGUUAACUGUUAAAUUGUAGUUCUUAUAAUGACGUUUGUUUCACUCGUUUGAUAAAAAAAAAACAAAAAAAACAAAAGUAAUUAAAGAAUGUAGGUGUUGUCGUUGUCGACUCUGGUCCCUUUGCAAACCACAAAAUGAUUUUGUGCUUCAUUUCUGAACAUUGUGCCAAUGAAACGUUCACACGACCCUCUCGUUGUGCUGGAAGUGUCGAGAAUGUUUGUCCUUUUUUACUUUCACAAAGUCCAGAUGAUGUUUUUGCACUGUUUGAUAGAUGAUGUAAAAAGACCUCUGUUGAUCUGGCUGGUUAAAGGCAAUAAGAGAUAAAACGCAUGAACAAAUCUAACAUGAUGUCUCUCCCAAACACACGUAUGCUUUCUAAUGUAGAUGACUCAACACAGUUUUUAGGCAGUGAAAACAGGCUGGCUCCUGUCUAGAAUUGCACUCAAAUAAUAUUAGGAAACAGAUUCAUGUUUUCAAUGUUUGUGACAGAUUCUGUUUAAUAUAAUUUUUUCUAGCUCUAUCAUUGUGAUGUAAUAUGAGGGAUUGUUAUUUAACUGUUGUGACACAUUUUAUUGAACAUUUUAACGUCCAUGAAUCGAGCACUUCUCUAGUUUUGGCUUUGUUGUCAUCAAACUCGCAUGCCAUCCACAGUUACUUUUGAAACGACUCGCAAAAAAAAUGAGUUCAAUACAAGUUCAUCUCAAUCAACAGCAUUUGUGUCGUAAUGUUGAUUACAACAAAAUCAAAUUUAAACUCGUCCCUCCUUUUCUUUAAAUGUGUGUUCCAGUGAGACACUUACAAUGGAAGUCAAUGGGGUCAAUUUUCGGAGGGUUUAAAGACAGAAAUGUGAAGUUUAUAAUUUUAUAAAAGCACUUACAUUAAUUCUUCUGUUAAAACGUGUGUAUUAAUUGAUCUGUAAAGUGGUUUAAAUUGUCGUUUUUGCAGGAUUUCAGGGUUACGUCAUUGCGUUAGGGUUGUAACUUGUCUCUAACUUUCCACAGAUGUGGUUAGUAAGUGAUUUUAUGACAGUAAAAUCAUGUUAACACACAUAUUGUUUAUGUCUUGUGUCUGUACUUUUGAAACAGUGAGUAUUUUAAUGUUUACAGAUUAUUGACCCCAUUGACUUCCAUUGUAAGUGUCUCACUGGAACACACAUUUGUGCUUUUUUAAAGAAAAGGAGGAACGAGUCGACAUUAAUUUAUGUGGUAAUCAACAUUAUGACACAAAUGCUGUCGAUUGAUCUUCACUUGUAAUGAACCCGGAAUAUUCCUUUAAGGCUGAAACAUACUCUACACAAGUAUGUGAUCGCAGACGCUUCUAGUUACGCAAACUCACUUUUAUACGUAGUUUCGUUCCAAAAUGUGUCAGACCCUAAUUCAUAACAUGAUGCAAGUACGUGUUGCCACAAGGAGUGCUAUAGUGGACAUUCAUGUGAAAUGUCUGCUUAGACGGUGAGUGGCGGAGCAACAGUUUGGUGACAAUAUUGCCGAGUAAGUAAGUGAAAGUCAAUAUAUUUAUAGGCCUUAAAAUCAGAGCGAAAGGCAGAGCGAACUGCGUUCACGAGGUGUUUGAUAUGGUUCGUAUCACAGCCACGUGUGUGGACAGAGAUUUGUGUUUGUGCCUUUGACGGUCACCCCGAGACACUCGAGACUUGAGCUGGAAUUAACGGUUUUAAAUUUGUACUCUUGUAAGAUAUUGUUUUGUCACAAUGUUUCUCUGGCCCUCCCAUGUCUGGUUCACACCUAAAUGUAUGUUGUAAAGAAAUUCUCUUUAAUAAAUGGAAAAAAAGUCAUUAAAACAUUUUAAAUUCUCGUCA